Messenger RNA from Erigeron canadensis, 727 nucleotides. Its product is annotated as histone H2B.3-like. The coding region runs from base 98 to 526 and encodes 142 amino acids. Gene Ontology annotation, molecular function: DNA binding; protein heterodimerization activity; structural constituent of chromatin. Gene Ontology annotation, biological process: nucleosome assembly. The transcript has a single exon. The record is from RefSeq and is a predicted model, not a curated record. NCBI's taxonomy places the organism in Eukaryota, Viridiplantae, Streptophyta, Magnoliopsida, Asterales, Asteraceae. Gene Ontology annotation, cellular component: nucleosome.
CGAAACAAACUCUCAUUCAAACAAACCAAAAUUUCCCCCAAUUUCCAAACCCUAGAAAUCUCAAUCUCUCAAAUUCAUUCAAAUCCUUAUCAAUUCAAUGGCACCAAAAGCAGAGAAGAAGCCAGCCGAGAAAACUCCGGCCGCCGAAAAGGCACCGGCGGAGAAGAAACCAAAGGCCGGAAAGAAGCUCCCGAAGGAAGCCGGAGGUGCGGCUGCGGCAGACAAGAAGAAAAAGAGAAGCAAGAAGAGCGUGGAGACGUACAAGAUAUACAUAUUCAAGGUGUUGAAACAGGUGCAUCCAGAUAUUGGAAUUUCAAGCAAAGCUAUGGGGAUAAUGAACAGUUUUAUUAAUGAUAUUUUUGAGAAAUUGGCUCAGGAAAGUUCUAGAUUGGCUAGGUAUAAUAAGAAACCGACGAUUACGUCACGUGAGAUCCAGACUGCGGUCAGGCUUGUGCUUCCUGGUGAAUUGGCUAAGCAUGCUGUCAGCGAAGGGACUAAGGCGGUUACCAAGUUUACUAGCUCUUAGAUUUGUUUAAUUGUGUUUGGUUGUUGAUUAUAUGUUAUAUCAUAUAUGUGUUUGUGGGUGUUAGGAUUAUUAUGUUAAUUGGUAGCUUUUAAUUGUUAUUAGGAGGAGGGUUAGUAUGUUGACGUGAUGGAUCUGGGUUUCUGUUGCUUCCUUCACUUUUAUUAUUAUGAAAAUAUAUAUGAAUAUGGAUGUUAUUUUUAA